Molecule: messenger RNA, 1370 nt
Organism: Rhododendron vialii
Lineage: Eukaryota; Viridiplantae; Streptophyta; Magnoliopsida; Ericales; Ericaceae
Product: transcription factor bHLH128-like
Exons: 6
Coding region: 68-1141 (357 amino acids)
Biological process (GO): regulation of transcription by RNA polymerase II
Cellular component (GO): nucleus
Molecular function (GO): protein dimerization activity; DNA-binding transcription factor activity, RNA polymerase II-specific; RNA polymerase II cis-regulatory region sequence-specific DNA binding
Source: RefSeq, a predicted model, not a curated record
UACUCUAUUUAGUAUUUCCUAGACUACUAUACUAUACAAUAGAACUACCAUCCUAUUCGUCGUCAACAUGUACCCAUCAUCUUCUUCUCCGCCAUCUCAUCCGUCCACAAACAACCCCCCAGGCCUCACCCGCUACGGCUCCGCCCCAUGCUCCUUCCUAACCACCGCCGUCGAUUCCGUCACCACCACCGCCGUCGCCGCCACUCGCGACUUCUCCGUCUUGGGACCCCACCACCAACCCACCCACAACAACAACAACGCCAAUCACCCAAACAACAUUCACUCUUCUAUAAAUAAUCCUACUCCGAGUAAUGCGUCACAGGGUGGUAGUCGGCCAUAUUGUUUGAAUGCGAUAGCUACCACCGUUGGAGGGGAGUUAACGGCCGCAGGAGGUGGAAGUCGAAUUAAUUUGAAUUCGAAAAGCGGCGGCGGUGGAGGUGGAGGUUUGGUUCGUCACAGUAGCUCCCCUGCUGGGUUCCUUGAUCAUCUCAAUGCUACCAAUAACUCGGCUACGGGCGUUAGUAACGGCAACGGAUUUCCACUCACAAGAUCCAUAGGAAGCUGUAAUUCUAAAGGUGUUUCUGACACUGGCCAUGGAAUUUCAAGGUUGAGUUCUCAAUUGAGCUUCACUAGAGAUGAUGCUCUUUCUUGUAUCUCGGGAGAAAGGGAGAAUGGCCGGGGAAAAACUGCUCAAUCGUAUGCCACUACUAGUUUUGGGAUAGGCUCUUGGGAUGAUUCCAAUGCCGGGUUUUUUUCUGCUUCACCUGGAAAACAAGCAAGAGGUGACCGUUGUGCCAACACUGCCGAAUCACAGUUUCAGUUCAGUCUGUCCCAGACAGAUCUGGAGAUGUCAACAACCGAGAACAGAUUACAUAUUCCUUACGACUCUGUUCCUUGCAAAAUCCGUGCCAAGCGUGGUUUUGCAACCCACCCCCGAAGCAUUGCUGAACGCGACAGAAGAACUAGAAUAAAUGGGAAACUGAAGAAGCUUCAAGAUUAUGUCCCUAACUUGGACAAGCAAACAAGCUAUGCUGAUAUGUUGGAUUUGGCAGUGCAACACAUUAAAGGCCUCCAAAAUCAGGUUCAGAAGCUCAAAGAAGAAGUUGAGAAUUGCACUUGCGGAUGCAAGCAAACAAAGUGAUGAGCCAAGCAAACCAAUUUCUUAACUACUGGAGCAGACAAUAGUAAUUUCUUGUUUUCCUUUUUUUUUACCUCUAAUAGUUAUUUGUGGACGAAUAAUUCUGUAUAUGAUAGUAGUUCUGGUUUCUUUUUCUGUGAUCCCUCAAAUGCUUGAGUUGUUAAAUGUCAGUUUUUGUACCCUCAAGUUUUGUAAUUUACUUGGUGCUUUGACAGGGAAAAAGAAGUAUUUC